GUUGUUGGCCGGGGAGCGAAAUAAAAGUGAAUAAUUAAAUACGCGUAGAAUCGCUUAGGCGCAGUAGCAUUACCUGGAACUAUUUGUAGUGAAGUUAACUCAAGACUGGGACUUGUACGAAACAUUUAAAGAAACAGUUUAAAAGUUAAAGCAAAUGUUUCAGUGUAGAAAUAAUACUGUAUUAAUCCAAGGAGCUAUUGUGUAUUAAUCAGUACAUUUAUUGAUGUAAUAUUAGAAAGUUCAAUGAAAAUAUUAUUGUAAAGUAUCAGUUUUAAUCCUAGGGAGCGUUUCUACGAUAUACAGUAUCAUGUGGGAGAAAAUCAAUGUAGUUUAAGUGUAUUGUAGUGGUUUGUGACCAAACACUGAAAUAUUUAUACAAGGUCUAUUCUAUAAUUUAAUCUUAUUAAAAUAAUUUACCAUUCCGCUCAGUAUAACGUUACGACACGCGAACAAAAAAACUUUUUAUACGGAACCAAUAAGAAGUCAGAGCGAUAAAAAUUAAAUUGUAACAUGGAUAUUAGGAGAUAUUGUUGAUUUAUUAGAUUAAAUCUGAUUUUGAUUUCUUAAAUAGUAUCUACACAUUACUGUUGACCGGUUGAAGUAAAAAUGCAAAGGAAUCCUGACACCUGCUUGAUAUAAACAAAUUCAGCUCGGAUUUAACGUCAGUAUGAAAUUUUAGUGAUCAACUUUAGGAUUUAAAACGACUUAAGUUUUCAAAAGAAAAUGAUCAUGCAUUGGGGUGUCAUGUAACUAAAAUGAACAUGUGCAAAGGAACUAGAUUAAACGAAUACAAUAAUUGAUCCGAUGUUUAGAAUUGAAUGGAAAGAAUCAGCGUAAAUAAUCAUUUAUAAACCAUUUUUUGGUUUGGAUCAUAAUUUGUGAAGGCUUUCAACGAUGAAGUAGACUAUUGAUUGUGACAGUGCAGAUUUUUUUUUAUUCCAGUUCUCUAUAGUUUCAUUGAUGAGUAACGAGGAUUUAAUUACGAAAAUUGAUAUCUUUUAUUUGAAACUCGAAUUAUGAAAAGUGCGGAAAAGUAGUAAAAAAACAAUAUCCGGAGUGUAAUAAAAACGUACUGCCGUUGCUGGGUAUUAAACAAAUAUGGAUGAAACGUCCGCAGAAAAUUUUACGACGACGAAUUCUAGGGAAACGGAAGGUCGGAUUCACCGGAAAAGAUCGCGAAACUCUUUGCUGAUGGAGGAAGACGGAAAAUGGAGACCGUUCUGGCAGCGCGGCCAUACGACAUUAGACGAAAUGAAAGAACAAAAACGCGAAAAGAACAUGCGUUAUCCGAAAUUCAGUAUGAGAAAAAACGUUCCACGCAAAAAUAGGUUAUAUCAUAGUAACUUAGAUCUCAGAAGUGUGGGAAGGACAGCGAAAAAGGUGAAAAUAUCAAAAAGUGUGUCUAUGCACGGUUUAAACCGCAUGCCACCGAUUGACAGUGGUAAACGUGAAAUUAGAAAUAACCAAAGCAAAUUGUCUCGCACUAAUAGUCAGUUAAAUUUGCCAGUUCUAGAACCUGAUAUCGAAUUAAAUGGGGCUGUUGGGUCACGUGACAAUAGUGCUGGCACGUCUGUCAGGUCUAGCGUCCGUUAUGGUCGCACUUCUGUCAUGCGCGCAAAUGAAGAAGAAGUAGAAGAGUCUGAGGAUGAAGAUGUUUAUCUAUCCGAUGACGACCCUGAGGUUUCUCGUAGAAACUUAGACAAAGCCGGGGAUUAUAUUGUGGAACAUGAUUGGAUAUUAAAAGGGGAGUUAGAAAAAGAAGCGCGAAAAGUUAAAACUCUUCAUAAUAAAGUUCAAAUCGUUCUUCCAGAUGAAGAUCCUCUGGAGAGUAUACAGUCGAGAAUGGACGAGAUCAAUAUGAUGGUAAAACCACGUGCAGAGUUUGGAAACUACCUGGAAACAAUUGACCCCGAACAGAAAGAGAAAAUUGUGAAAUACAAAUACGUUCAUCAUAGUGAGAUUAGGAAGAAGAAACGGAAAAACUGGACGGCAAUCAACAGAUUCCAGGAUGCCGUUCUCAAUAUCAUUCUAUUGUACCGGGCUUGUCAGCCCAGGAGAAGAUAUCUUCACGAAGACAAACCAGAUACAGCGCCGGACGGUGUGAAGAAAAUCAAACAGAAAAAUAAACUUGACCGUGAUAAUCUCAAGAAAUCUAGUCUUGGGUUUGAAAUGCAACUUUCACUCGCAACGCAACCAGAAUACAGAACUUCAGAAGAUAUCAAAAGGAUAACACAGGUAUUACGGGCAACGAAAGCAUUCAAACAUCUGUUUCCCGCACAGUUAGAAGAACAGCUAGCACGGGUAGUGGCGUAUGAGAGAUAUGACUCAAGGAGAAUUGUGGCACAGCAAGGCAGAGACCCAGAGAGAUUUUAUUACGUUUUAACAGGAAAAAUGAACAAAGUUCGGGAGUACCGACUGCUGUCUGGUGUUGUCACACGAGACGAAGGUUAUGUAGAGAAAGGUACAACGACUGACCCACAAGAAAUGUCUCAAAAUUGGCCGAGGGAGCAUCACUUGGUAGCCAAGGGGCAUGUAGAAGUUCUAAUUCUAGAUAGAAAUGAUUUUGCAGAUUUGCUUCAUACAUCUAAAGGUCCACCAAUAGAUUUCUUGCAAAUGUUAGAUCUAUUCAAGGAAUUCCCGUGCGAAGAAUUUGAAACAAAUCCUGAAGCAAUUGAUUUUAGAUAUUACGGACAAGAAAAAAUUGUCGUGAAGGAUAGCAACCGAACACCAUGGCUGCAUGUUGUUAAAACGGGUCACGUGAAGGUUGUACGUACACAGUCAGUAAUUGAUGUCAAUAACGAAGACAAAUUUACCGGACAGUCAACGGAAGAACUCGGUUGUGUCAGACCAUUUAGCCACGCGGGUGCUAUGCUUGGUUUACUGGCUAAACAACGAAAAAUGAAGACUAUGGUUGGUGCAAUAUCUUUUCCAGAGGAGCAGCCUAACUCUGAGUUAACACGUAUGUACCGACAUUCUAUUGUCAACAUCCCUAACAACAGCAAUAACUCGUUCCAGGAGAAUUCGCCUAGGCCUGCUGUUAAAAAGAAACACAGAGCAAACAGCUCACCUUGCGCAGAAAGGAAGGAACCGACAGAGCUACACAAUGCCGGAAGUAGAUCAGGUCGACUUGCUAAUAUAGCGGAAGACAGCGAAAGUAGCGUGAGCGGUGAAAAGAAAUCAUCCACACCAACUUUGGUUAUAACAUCACCAACACUAAAGUCGGCCUCGCCAAACCAGUUGCAAACCAAUGGCAAGCCGGACAGCCCUAAACAAAAACAAUCUUUAUCAUUCUUACCACCAAUAAACAACGAAAGAAAAAACAGUGAAUUUGUGCCACAUGGAACGUAUUUAACUAGAGAAAUGACUGAGUUUGAUCCCGUGUACAAGAAGAAACAAAAGAAGGAAGUAGUGCAGAGAGAUACAUACCUGCAGUUGGAUGUACUCAAACCGGGAGAUAUUUUUGUUGGUAAAGGAUUCCUAAGUAAUGAGGGUUUCGAACAUAUUGAACCACAAGCUCUUGCUUCUGAAGCACCCGGUGUAACUUUGAUAAGUGACGGAGCUGAAAUUAUAAAAAUCAGUAAAAGAUUCUUCCUUCAACACGCCAAGAAUAACACAAUGCUCAAGGUGGAAACAAUGCAAAGAGAAUACAUGACCCCAGAAGAGGCCAAAACUGUAAUGUACAACAAGGAAACAUGGAAACAAUACAAAUCUGUUCUACUUCAAAGAACGGUUGAUACUCUGCACAGAAAACACGUGGAGAAAGUUCCUUGAUUGAAAUACACUUUUUGCAUUAAUGAUUUCACAAACUUAGUGCUUGAUACACAUAUACGUGGAUUUGCAUUUUGGCAGUGCCAAACAAUCCUAUCUGUGAUAAACUACUUCAGCGUCUUACUUUGUAUAAAAGAUGAUGUGAUUUUGACAAAUUUAUGUAUUUAUACCACCUGGACAGUAUAUUAUGUUAUUUGUAUUACAUUUUGGUGCUUUCAUAUGCAUUUUAUGUUAUUAUAUAGACUUUACACAUUGUGUUGUCCCUUCUGUAUAUACAUCAAUGCAAUAGAGACUUACGGUGUUAUGAUAUGAAUCAUACUGUUGUUGAACUCGGAGUUACAAUAUAAAAAUUGUCCAAAGUA
Molecule: messenger RNA, 4130 nt
Organism: Mercenaria mercenaria
Lineage: Eukaryota; Metazoa; Mollusca; Bivalvia; Venerida; Veneridae
Exons: 23
Coding region: 1099-3771 (890 amino acids)
Source: RefSeq, a predicted model, not a curated record